CUUCGCGAUACCCAUCAAUCCACAACCUCUCACUCGCGCGAUGAAGGUCACACAGGCUACAUCAUCGGCAGCAGCAGGCGGUUCGGGAAGUGGAGGAAGUGGCGGCUCACGAGAGGCUCGAGUGGCCGCUCACUCCCACAUCAAGGGACUGGGAUUGGCGGACGAUGGGACGGCGAUGCAGGCUGCGCAUGGUUUCGUAGGCCAAAAGACGGCGAGAGAGGCCUGCGGCCUCGUACUCGACCUCAUCCGCGGUAAGCGCUUCGCAGGCAAGGCUCUGCUCCUCGCUGGAGGCCCCGGUACAGGAAAGACUGCCUUGGCCCUCGGUGUUGCUCACGAGUUGGGUCAGAAGGUGCCGUUCUGUCCUAUGGUUGGAUCUGAAGUCUACUCGUCCGAGGUCAAGAAGACGGAGGUUCUCAUGGAGAACUUCAGGCGGGCGAUUGGAUUGCGCGUUAGGGAGAUCAAAGAGGUAUACGAGGGCGAAAUCACUGAGUUGACCCCCACGGAGACGGAGAAUCCCCUCUCGGGAUACGGCAAGACCAUCAGCCACGUAGUCAUUGCGCUGAAGACGGUCAAGGGCACCAAGCAACUGCGCCUCGACCCGUCCAUCUACGAGAGCAUCAUGAAGGAACGCGUCAGCGUUGGAGACGUCAUCUACAUUGAGGCGAAUACGGGCGCAGUCAAGAGGGUGGGAAGGUCGGAUGCGUACGCAACCGAGUUUGACUUGGAGGCAGAGGAGUACGUGCCCCUCCCAAAGGGGGAGGUGCACAAGAGGAAGGAGGUUGUGCAGGACGUUACGCUCCAUGAUCUCGACAUGGCCAAUGCCAAGCCGCAAGGUGGCCAGGACAUCAUGUCCGUCGUGGGUCAGCUGGUGAAGGGCCGUCGUACCGAGAUCACGGACAAGCUGCGUGGCGAGAUCAACAAGGUUGUCAACAAAUACAUUGAGCAAGGUAUCGCCGAGCUCGUCCCCGGUGUCCUCUUCAUCGACGAGGUCCACAUGCUCGACAUGGAAUGCUUCACCUACCUGAAUCGCGCCCUCGAAUCCACCAUCAGCCCCCACGUCAUCCUCGCAACCAACCGCGGUCAAUCCACAAUUCGAGGAACCGAGUACGACGGGCCAGGCUCUAACACGGGGAUCGUCAGCCCACAUGGUAUCCCGCUCGAUCUGCUUGAUCGCUGCAUGAUUGUUAGGACGCUGCCGUACGAGAGAGAUGAGAUUAGGGAGGUGCUCAGGUUGAGGACAAAGACGGAGGGACUGGUCGUAGGUGAAGAGGCGUUGGAGAAGUUGACGGAGAAGGGCGUUAAUACCUCAUUGAGGUUUGCGUUGCAGUUGCUCACGCCGGCGAGCAUCCUGGCAAGACUGCAGGGCAGGCAGGAGAUCGCUGUCGAGGACGUCGAUGAGACGGCGGGUGGGCUAUUCAUGGACGCGAGGCAGAGUGUGCAGCUCUUGAAGGCGUAGAUCGAAGACAAAUGAUAAUGUGUCACUUGGUAUCUCUAUUUUGCAUGCACAUCC
This is a messenger RNA of Jaminaea rosea, 1510 nucleotides long. Its product is annotated as putative RVB1-RUVB-like protein. Gene Ontology annotation, cellular component: NuA4 histone acetyltransferase complex; Swr1 complex; Ino80 complex. Bases 41 to 1456 code for a protein of 471 amino acids. Gene Ontology annotation, biological process: chromatin remodeling; box C/D snoRNP assembly; regulation of transcription by RNA polymerase II. Lineage: Eukaryota; Fungi; Basidiomycota; Exobasidiomycetes; Microstromatales. The transcript has 4 exons. Gene Ontology annotation, molecular function: DNA helicase activity; ATP binding; ATP hydrolysis activity. The record is from RefSeq and is a predicted model, not a curated record.